AUGCGCUUUGGACAGAACUUCCACCAGUACUUGGUGCCAGAAUGGGCACCGUUCUAUGUCCCCUACCCCUUGCUGAAAAAGUUAUUCAAGACAGCUGCCGGGAAUUCGAUCGGUGAAAGUGUGCACCCUGACUUUUCAGACGUGUACACAUUGCUGACCGAGAGCAUCGAUUCCUUCAACAACUUUCAUAAUAAAAACUGCAACCUCCUUACCGAAAGACAGACACAUCUUUGCACGAAAUACGCAUCUGUGCCGAGAGAAUACAUCUUUUUGGGAAAGAAGGAUGGGAAAGGCCGCGAAAAAUUGUACCUGCUUCAAGCAGUUGCGGAAAUUCGCCACGAUUUUGAGAAGCUGCAAGAUUAUUUUCGAGUGAAUGAAGAAGCUAUCCACAGAAUAUACGCCAAGAUUGAAAAAUCCACCGGUUUCGUUGAGCAAUUUCAUCAAAGACACAAAGCCAGCUGGGUCAAAUCCAAGAUUGGCCACCACACAUGUUUGAACUUCAUGCGAAGAUUGGACGACCUAACAACUAGCGUCCUUGGGGGCCCCUCUAAUAGAGAAGCCCCUUCAAAGAUUAUGCAAUCUUGCUACGAGAAAGCGUUCCCUGCAAAUGACGUUGUGUUGGAUAACAACCUUUUGAAUCAUGUCAUUACCAUGUGCAGUAGAGAGGAUGGCUCAAAAAUGAGCGGUGGAUUGAGCAAAGAGUCGCAGUGUGUCACUGGUGGACAGGAUGAGGAGAGAGGAGUCGACUUGUUCAAUUUCGCUGUUUGCCGGCUUGGCAUUCAUCAAAAGAAUGCCUUACUCGCGGAAGACACCUUUGGGCGGCUUUGCCUUCAUUAUGGCGCGAUUUACGGCUUGCCAUCCUCUAGUCAUGAAGCUCAGUGUCAAAACUUGUGGAACCGACUUAAUGGUCUUCUAAUUAUCGCCAUCAGAUACCAACAUGAUGACAUGGUGUUCCUUCUUGGAAAGAAUCAGAUUGAAUUUCAAGGCUGCCGCUCUAUUCACGGAGAAUCUGCCCUUUAUGUUGCCGCUCAAAUUGGGCGUGAAGACUAUGUGAAACUCCUGCUAGAAAACGGCAAGGAUCUCUACUUAGACAUCCCCGAAACACUACAUGGCUGGACACCGUUGUUUAUCGCUUGCGUGGAAGGCCAUAAGACCGUUGCGCAACUUCUCUUGCAGGCAGGAGCGAACCAAGAUAUACAUGAUCAUCUCGGCUGGGUGGCCAAAGAGCACGCAGCUUUGAGAGGUUAUCUGUCUCUGGCCGAAAUGCUGCGGCCAUGGGAUAUGAGUCAACUCACUGGCGGCCCUGCCAGUCAUUGUCAACCUUGGUAUCCUACGGAUUGGAAAAAGGAGAAAGCCGUGGACUUGAAGGGCCUCUUGCCAGAAAAGACAAAGUACACGAGCAAGCUAGCCUCCUUGGAUAUGUCGAUAUCGAUGGAAGGUAACGACAGCACGCUUCUAAAACUGCCCAUACUGAGUGAUGUGGUCAACGAACCAUUUGUGUUCCCAGUUUUGAGACCUAGUGAAGCCCGCCUGGUAUUCAAGUUCUUCCGUGUUGACGACUCCUGUGAAGGACUUCAACUAGUCGGAAGUGCUGCAGCUCUACUGGAAAGUGGCGGAGACUGCUUUGGAGCGAACCGCGAGAGCCUUGUCAGAGCGCGUACUAUUCCAAUUCUGGAAAAGAAGACGAUGGACGUGAUGGGUACUGUGACUUUCACCUUCGUCAUCGCAAAACCAGUGAUGAACUUGAAUUUACCUACAUCGGCCCAUCGUUCUACCACAGAGGGUGCUUUACAACUUGUUGGUCAUCGGGGACUUGGUCAAAACACUAUCAAUCACAGCCGUAUUCAACUGGGAGAGAACACAAUAGAGUCAUUUCUUUCUGCCGCCAAGCAAGGUGCAUCAUGUGUUGAGUUCGAUGUGCAGCUCACUCGAGACCUUGUGCCCGUCGUUUAUCAUGACUUUUCGUUAAGUGAGUCAGGAACUGAUAUUCCUAUCCACGAUCUGAGUUUCGAGCAGUUUAUGUACGCAAACCAACUUCGGUCACCCAGAGGCAUACCAACACAGGAGCUCAAAAAUAUGAGCGCACAAUACAUGUCGGAUGAAUCUGGUAGGGAGAAAAUCCGAUCACGGUCGCUGACAAGAUUCCAUGCACAAGAGACUCGUCAACAUCAGGACAGAAUGAAAUACACUGUUGACUUCAUGAAGAAAGGAUUGAAGCCGAAUACAAGGGGGCACUGUGUUCAAGAUUCUUUUACCACCCUGGAACAGCUGCUUGUGGAGUUGCCCGAGUCAAUUAGUUUCAACAUUGAGAUAAAGUAUCCCAGGCUUCAUGAAGCAGUCGAAGCCGGCGUUGCACCAAUUUCCAUUGAGAUCAACACCUUCAUCAACGAAAUACUCGCCCACGUCUGUCGUGUCAAGAGCGGAAGAAGAAUUAUGCUCUCCUCAUUUUCGCCUGAAGUUUGCAUUCUUUUGGCUAUCAAACAGAAUACAUACCCGGUGCUGUUUAUUACGAAUGCAGGAAAGUUACCAAUCUCAGACAUGGAGAUCAGGGCCAGCAGUCUACAAGCAGCAGUUCGUUUUGCAAAACGGUGGGAUUUGAACGGUAUUGUCUUUUCUUCUGAGACUUUGGUCAUGUGCCCAAGGCUCGUGGGAUAUGUCAAAAAUUCAGGAUUGAUUUGUGGUUCUUAUGGCCCUUUGAACAACGUCUCUGAGAACUCGAAAAUACAAAAAGAAGCAGGUAUUCAGAUGCUUAUGGUUGACGAAGUUGGAUCUAUCUCGAAAGCCUUGAAUGGAACUGCCAAUUGCUCGAGGACAAAUUGA
Messenger RNA from Penicillium canescens, 2820 nucleotides. RefSeq lists its product as uncharacterized. The transcript is spliced from 12 exons. Gene Ontology annotation, biological process: glycerophospholipid catabolic process. The record is from RefSeq and is a predicted model, not a curated record. NCBI's taxonomy places the organism in Eukaryota, Fungi, Ascomycota, Eurotiomycetes, Eurotiales, Aspergillaceae. The coding region runs from base 1 to 2820 and encodes 939 amino acids. Gene Ontology annotation, molecular function: protein binding; glycerophosphocholine phosphodiesterase activity.